This is a messenger RNA of Dipodomys spectabilis (banner-tailed kangaroo rat), 6989 nucleotides long. It is a transcript of the gene Usp53, whose product is annotated as ubiquitin specific peptidase 53. Gene Ontology annotation, molecular function: cysteine-type deubiquitinase activity. The transcript is spliced from 17 exons. The record is from RefSeq and is a predicted model, not a curated record. Gene Ontology annotation, cellular component: cell-cell junction. Bases 794 to 4093 code for a protein of 1099 amino acids. NCBI's taxonomy places the organism in Eukaryota, Metazoa, Chordata, Mammalia, Rodentia, Heteromyidae. Gene Ontology annotation, biological process: response to auditory stimulus; protein deubiquitination; sensory perception of sound.
CCGGGGUGGCGGGGCCGUGUGCGCAUGCUCCUUGUGGGGUCGGGCUCCAGUUCCCGGAGCACCCCGGCGCGGUGGCGGCUGUUGGGGUGUCUGUCGGGUGUUGGCGUGAGGCGGAGCGGGGUCAGCGCGAGGUAGCUCUGUGGGAGUGGAAGGCCCGGGUGCGCUACCUGGACAGCACGCUCGCGGCGCCGGAAAAUAAAGAUUUGUGCAGCACAGUUCUCACGUGACUCUUGACUGUUUUAAGGAACAAAAUCAGUUAUCUGAGAUUUGCUUUGAGGUCACAUUGAUAUGAAAUGUGGAGUCACCUGAUAACGUCACCUGGGAAAGAGACAAACUUCUUUCUUAUUAAAAAACCAUAAAGAAAACAAAUGCCCUGAGGAAUCAUGCCAAAUGCUCAAUCUACAUAUUUUUGUAUCAUUAAUAUGUAUUUUUUAGCCAAUCAAGACCUAUGAUUUGUAUGUUAAAGAAAACAAACGGUUCAUCAAUAUUAUUUUUAGCAGUUUUUAAAAGACUACUUGAUCAUUGUGUACAGAUCUUGUGUAAGAUUUAACAUAUAAAAAUUUGCAAGGCCUUGCUUUUAGAGUUCAGCUUCAACAUUUACUUGUUCUAUUUUCUGCUUGCCAAAGUCUUCCAAAAUUUUAACACUAAGAAAGUUAUGGACUUGGAAACUUACAUUCCUGCAAUAGACUGCAGUGACUUUCAGUGGACAAUUCAAAACAUCAUUCAUUUUACCGUCCAAAAUACCACAUAAGCAUAGAAUUCUUAGUUUUAAUGCGAACAAAGUUGCUUGAGAAUGGCUUGGGUGAAAUUCUUACGGAAACCUGGUGGCAAUCUUGGAAAAACUUAUCAAGCUGGAAGUAUGCUGUCGCUGGCCCCUACCAAAGGCUUGUUAAAUGAACCAGGGCAAAACAGCUGCUUUCUUAAUAGUGCGGUGCAGGUUUUAUGGCAGUUGGAUAUAUUCAGACGAAGCCUGCGAGUUCUGACUGGACAUGUGUGUCAGGGAGAUGCCUGCAUCUUCUGUGCAUUGAAGACAAUAUUUGCACAGUUUCAACACAGCCGAGAAAAAGCACUUCCCUCUGAUAACAUCAGGCAUGCUCUUGCAGAAAGCUUCAAAGAUGAACAGCGAUUUCAACUGGGCCUUAUGGAUGAUGCUGCAGAAUGCUUUGAAAAUAUAUUGGAAAGGAUUCACUUUCACCUAGUGCCAAGCAGAGAUGCAGACAUGUGUACCUCUAAAUCCUGUAUCACUCACCAGAAGUUUGCUAUGACCCUGUAUGAACAGUGUGUGUGUCGUAGCUGUGGGGCGUCAUCAGACCCUCUCCCCUUUACUGAGUUUGUACGCUACAUUUCUACAACAGCCCUAUGCAAUGAAGUUGAGAGAAUGAUGGAAAGGCAUGAACGCUUUAAACCAGAAAUGUUUGCAGAACUGCUUCAAGCAGCAAAUACAACAGAUGACUACAGGAAAUGUCCUAGUAACUGUGGUCAAAAAAUAAAAAUCCGCCGUGUUUUAAUGAAUUGCCCAGAGAUCGUCACAAUUGGUUUAGUGUGGGAUUCCGAACAUUCAGACCUGACGGAAGAUGUGGUCCGGAACCUGGCAACACACCUCUAUCUUCCUGGGCUUUUUUACAGGGUUACUGAUGAAAAUGCCAAAAAUAGUGAACUUCACCUUGUUGGUGUGAUCUGCUAUACCAGCCGACAUUAUUGUGCCUUUGCCUUUCAUACUAAGAGUUCCAAGUGGGUGUUUUUUGAUGAUGCAAAUGUGAAAGAGGUGGGAACUAAAUGGAAAGAUGUGGUCUCAAAGUGUGUCCGAUGUCACUUCCAGCCUCUGCUUUUGUUUUAUGCAAAUCCAGAUGGCACAGCUGUCUCUACCGAGGAUGCGCUCAGGCAGAUUGUCCACUGGUCACAUUACAAAUCUGUGGCAGAAAAUAUCGGAUUUGAAAAGUCUGCAGUUUAUAAAGCCGAUAAUUCCAAAGAAAAUGGAUUCAAUGAUCAAGCAAAACAGAAGGAAAAUCAAAAACUUCAAACCAAUAACCUUCCAUCAUUCAGUCGGAACCACAUUCAGACAAGCGGAGGGAGAGGACCGGUUAAAUUAAGCCACAGUGACCAGAGGGAAAAGAUAAAGGACAUUUCCAGAGAAUGUGCUCUGAAAGCCAUUGAACAGAAGAAUUUACUUUCUUCACAAAGGAAAGAUUUAGAAAAGGGACAAAGGAAAGAUGUAGGCCGACACCGAGAUUUGAUGGAUGAAGACCUCUCACACUUGAAGUCUGGAUCACCUUCUGCCCCAAAUGGUUUCAGGCAAUGUGGGAAUCCACAUCUUUAUCAUAGUCAAGGAAAAGGACCCAUCAAACAUGACCGGGUUGCACAUCAAAGUCGAGCUUCUGGACAAACAAGUUCAGGCAAAUCCCACAUUCUUAAUCCAGGAGAGAAAAUACUAGGCCGUGUUAAGAGUGACAGUGCCACUGGAUAUGACACAGACAGCAGCCAAGAUUCCAGGGAGAAAGGAAGCAGCUUCAGUAGCAGUAAAAGCCGGAACCGAGGUUGGAAACCUAUGAGGGAAACGUUAAAUGUCGAUAGUGUUUUUAGUGAGAGUGAGAAGAGGCAGCAUAGCCCAAGACACAAGGCAUGUCUCACCAACAAACCUAAAUGUGGCAAAGAUCAGAGUUUGAAUAACUGGCCCAAAGAAAAUCCGAAGCAGAAAAGCUUAAUGACCAUAUAUGAAGAUGAAAUAAAGCAAGAAAUAGGAAGCAGAACUUCCCCGGAGUCAAAUGGGAAAGCACAGAAGGCAAAAGGCCUCGUGGAGGGUAAAGGUCCUGGUGACAAUUGGCAGAUGCAAAGGACGGAGUCUGGGUAUGAAAGCAGUGACCAUAUCAGUAACGGGUCUGCGAACUUGGACUCACCCGUCAUCGAGGGAAGUGGUACAGGAAUGGAUACGAGCAGUAGUAAAGAAUUGGCAUCCUCCAGUGAUCGAGUUAGGAUGAAUAACUUGAGUACAGGACUUGGGGACUGUACCUCCCAUCCCAGCAAAAACCACUCAGAAGUGUCUACCCCAGGCUUUAGAAAAGAACUGAAAGACUUGGAGACUAGCUAUAAAUCUCAUGAGCUCCACCCAGAAUCACAUCUACAAACAAAUCAUUUGACAAAAAGGCCACCCACCAGUGAAACCAGUGAGAAGUUACCUCCUUCAUACAGUCCACACAUUCUCAAGGACCCUACUGUGAGAGAACAUGUCCACCAGCCAGAGGAACAGAAAUUGGAAAAACUAAAUGGAAGCAGAUUUUCUGAAUGGCUUCCUACAGAAAACUCUGAGAGAACGAGUUUGCCAUUCCAGGUUGGUGAUGGUUCUGUGCCUGCAAAGAGAGUGAACAGCAGUGAAAGAGUGUCUCCAUCUUCAUUGUGUUCUGCACACUUGAGAACUGUAGGGCUAAAGCCAGAUACUGCUCCCCUCGUCCUACAACAAAACACAAUAGAACCAUGUUCUGCUGAGAACUCUGUCUCCAAGGAACACACAACUCAUUCAACCUGCAGGUCUGAGGCUGGUCAGAUGCCAAAAUUUUGCCAGAAUCAACCACCCCCUUUGCCACCAAAAAAAUACACUAUACCCAUUGUGCCACAGUCAAACAAAAACGAGUCUCUACCUGAUGUGAAGCAUACAGAGGGGUUGAAAGCAAAUUCCUCUCAUCUUUCAAUGCACAGUUUAAAUACAGCUUCAGAAACCAGCUUUGAAGUGAGUUCACAGAAGAACAAUGAAAGAUGUCAAGAAACAAUCCAAUCCAAACAGGGUGGCAGCAACACAACCAACCACCCCUCUGCCUCUUCAGCUAGUGACUUUCAGGCAAACUUGGGUGCAGCCGUUGAUGCCUUUUGCCAACCAGAACUAGACUCUAGAGCUGCAUGCCCAAAUGAGACAAUAUCAUUAACCACCUAUUUUUCCGUCGAUAGCUGCAUGACUGAUACAUACAGACUGAAAUACCAUCAAAGACCUAAGCUCUGUUUUCCAGAACUUCCUUCCAGGGAAGGACCUGUGUUGCGUAAUAGUCUUGGUUCAAGCUGUCCUUCUGAGCAAAGCUGUACACCUAGCAUACAUUGUAAUAGAUAAAUGAUCAAAUCGGCCAGCAUCUGCUGCUCCAAGGCCAUUGUACCAACUGACCAAAUCUAGUAAUUUACAAAAUCAAAUCCAUGGCAUUUAAAAAAUCCUUGAUCACUUUAUAUACAGAUAGUUGAUGAUCCAUUUAUGGGAUGUUUUAGAAACUUUUUCUGAGUAUCUUGGCAUGCUUUGAAAAAAACAAAACAAAAUAGGAAAUCAGGGAGUAUAUUGUAAUUUGUUUGCUGUAUGGAAUAGCCGAGUAAAAAUGACAUUUGUCCCCCCUGUCAUGUGGCUAAGAGAUCUAUAAAUAUUUAGCCAGUACCCAUAUGUAGGUUGGCAAAUGACACUAAUUGAAAAGUGCCAGGUGGUACCUGGUUUGUCUAUCUAGUCAAAGCAGUAUUUGCUUUUUUGCAGAGCACUUUCUAAUGGGUAACCAGAAGAGGGCUGUACCCAUUUAUUUUUGACUUCUGUGAGAGUCUAUCACAUGACCCCUUCAAGUGUCUUAAAAAAUAGUGGACCCAUGGAAUCUAUAGCUUUUGGAAGGGAAUGCCUUAAUGAUGAACAAUUUCUAAAUUAACAACACUACCACGUUAGACAGAACUUGUGUUUGCUCCUACUUUCUUCUUUAGAAUAUCUAGUUAACAUAAAUUAGGCCUUUGACAAUAUGUAUUUACAAAUAUAACUUCAGCCAUGUAAGCUAAAAGGUCAAAAUAUUUUUAACGUAUUUAUUUAUCUUGUUACAUUAUUUUUCUAAUUUUAUAUGAAAUGUAAAAGUUUUUAUUUUGGUUUGGUUUACUUUGGGCUGCUAAUAUUUACCAGUGUUAGGAAUCAAUCUUGGGUCCUCUGAGGGAUUGACUCAGAAAUUGCCUGAGUUUUCUCUGCUCUAGUCUUACUUGCUUAAAGGUUGUCAAUUAAAUUUACUAUUUGAUUUUCUACGUUAAAUUUUAUAGAAAGCUUUAUUUAAACACUUAAUUCAUUUAAGCUUCUUUCACAUUUUUUUCCUUCAAACAAAUCACCAUUUUAUUCCAACUACCUUCACAGAGAGAAUUUACCAGUGAAAAUGUCAUUUAAAUGGCCUUAAUUCAAUAACACUCAUUUUAUUUUGUAAUAGACUGAUAAAUUGUGAUUUACAAUAGUUUUAUAGUGUCUCUCCAGAGAAUUAAGCUACAGGAUAAAUGCUUUCUUUACAUUCCAAUGUGGAUAAAUUUCAUAAGUAUAACUUUGUAAUCAAUAAACUAAUAAAUUUAGUAUCUUCAAUUCCACAAACGGUGAUCAAAUGUCCCAAAAUGUGUUUAUAAACCUCCACCAGCUAUCAGAUCCUUGCCAAAUUCUAUGUUUAACCACCUUUAACCUUUAACUUUUUGCUAGCCUUUUCUAAUUCUUAACACUUGGUGAUUAUGUUUUUAUUCUCUUAAUUUAGAAGUAUUUGAGCAUCAACUAAAUUUUAUCUUUUAAGAGUAUUUUUCAGUUUUUAGUACAGUUUGUAAAUACUAUAAAGUCUGUAAAAUUUUAUUUGAAAUGUCUGGGUUUUUGUUACUUUCAUAAUGUAAAAUACUAGAAAAUAUAGGCAUCAGGUAUUUUUAUUAGCUUUCAGAAACUUUCUGUGUACAUUUUUGUUUUCCCAUUUCUUUUUGGUCACUAUGUCCAGUUGGAAAUGCAUUAUUUGAAACACUUCAACAAAUUAUAUAUUUAACAGCUGUUUCAUAAAUUUAUCACUUCAACUCCACAUAAAGUAGAAAUGUCUGAUUUUGCCUUUCCAGGUCAAAGCCUCAUGAAUUAUGCAAUUUAAUGCAUACACAAAGUAGAAACUGACUUUUUUAAUGUUGCUUCAACACUCCAAAUACAGUUUCAGUAGAUUGUCAUUUAUAUGUAAACUGCAUUUUUGUACUUCUAGGGUGCUUAUUUAUUAUUGCCAUCUGUUACAAACUUCAGCCUUUUAAAUAAUGCAACCAACAGUUGUUUUGUUCCAAAUACUUCAGAAUAUAUUCCUGUGAAAUGAGUUUCUUCUGGAUCAGUUAAGAUAAUUAAAGUGAAUUAUAGUUGGACUUUUCUUUCUGUUCAUAAACUGUGACCCACCCCUACUUGAACUUUCACUGAUCAUAGAACAUUGUCAUGGGGUAUUAAGAGUUAAGCCCCUUCUGAGUCUAAACUGUAGCUCCUAAAGAAAUUGACACUUUUUAGAGACAGAUAGGCCCUAUAAUAUUUAGCAUUCCUCAUGUCUACCUUUCUGCUGUUUUAAAACAGCCUUACAGGAUAUGUAAGUAACUGAGCCUGUAUAUUUUCUAGUAGAACUAUCAAUAUUGAAAUCUGGAUUGCAUAUAAUUUUGACAUAUUCUGAAAGCCUUGAUUUUUUUUUUCCCCCCCAAUCAUUUCAAAACACACAAACCAUUCUUUUUCAAAGUCCUGCCUUAUAAAAGAUGGGUAAUGCUGGGCACAAGUGACACAUGCUUGUAAUCCUAGCAAGGAAAGUAUGUGAGACUGUUAUAUCCAAUUAAACCACCAAAAAGCUAGAAGCAAAGCAACAGUGUGUCACAAGUGGUAGAUGCCAGCCUUGAUUGAAAAACUAAGGGACAUUACCAGGCUCAGAGUUCAAACCACAGUACCAGUGCAAGAAAAGAAAGGUGAAGGUAGUGAGCCAAAUUUAGCCCACUAGGCCCUGAUUUGAUUGUCUUAAGUACAAUUUACAUUAAACACACAACAUAAAUAUCUGGUUUUGAUGUAGUCCCACGUUGUCUCUUAAGGAGUAAUUGGAGCUCUAAACCUUUCAAGUUAAUAUACCCCUAAAAACUGUUCCUUACAACUGCUAAUAUGCCAGUUCUUUUCAAAAUAUUAUUUCAUCUAUAUGAAAUCAAGUAUGUGAAAUUUCUAUCAGAAUCUAUCUGAUUAAAAUCAUUUCAAUUACCCUUGA